AAAAAAUAGCUGGAAACGAGAAAAACCGGAACUCGAAAAUUCAAAUAGUAACUGCAUUGCGUUGAUGUGACAGUGAUUAAUUGUGUAAUUUACACUUGUGAUUUCACUGUUGCCAUAAGACAUUUCACGACAAAGACAUUCCGAUAAUCAACCCGCCUGUGAUUAUUGUCUAUUUUCUUCCUCAGAGCCACUCCGAGCGGCCGCCCGAGAAAAAGGUUGAUCGCGCGGGAAAAUCCAUCCAGGGUUAUAGACGCGCCUGGGAUUAUCUUUCAUUGCCGUUGUUGAUUUCGUGCGAGAGUGAUUUGAAGGAUCCAUGUAGGUUUCCCUCGCGCGUCGUUGUAAUCUGCACUUGCCGUUUGGUACAUCGAUUGUAGUAUAAAAGAGUCGCGCUUCGAUGUAAUUUCUAGGAAGCGUAAAUGGGUUUUAAAUGAACAUUUGGUGAUGCAUCCCGUGUAAACAUGGACUCGGUGAUUGCUCAAGGAUAUUAACCAUGGUGCAGAGCAAAGAAAAAGGUUUCCCCGUCCGUUACACAGUUGCUAUAGUGACAUCAGCAGUUGCCGUGGUGAUCACAGUGAUAGUGUACAUGACCUGGUUAUAUUGUAGACGGAAACGGAACCGGUUUCAGUGGUACGAAAGUUCGGACGAGGAGUGCUCACCAAACGUUAUACAGUCAGGAUCCCGAUUAAAGAUAUCACAGAGCACUCCAGAACUCAAUAAACAUUUCCUCGACGAAGAUGAAAUUUUGGGCAAGAAGGGUAUCUUCAGAUUAACAAAUAUCCGACAGUCAACCCUUCCAACUGUAUCACAGCGUCACGAGUUGUUCAAGCGUCAGCUUUCUCAUAAACUGGAUCUUUCUAACAUAGAAUUUCAAGUUCAAAGCGUGAAACACAAGGAACAACCCAGUCUUGGAGUAAUUAAACCAGAGUUAUAUAAACAGGUGUCCAUAGACAGUGUCAAAAGUGAGCAUUGUGUUUGCGGAAAAUUAUUCUUCACACUCACGUACUCCCAUGAAUCCGAAAGCCUCGUUGUCAAUGUACUGCGGUGCGAGGAUCUUCCCGCCAAAGAUUUUUCGGGGACAUCUGAUCCUUACGUCAAAAUAUAUCUCCUGCCUGACAGAAAACAUAAGUGUCAGACUAAAGUCCACCGAAAAACGCUGUCCCCAGAAUUCAAUGAAAAAUUUGCCUUUUCAGUCCCUUAUAAAGAACUGACAUCACGAGUGUUGCAGUUUAAUAUAUACGAUUUUGAUCGUUUUUCCCGCCAUGAUCUCAUCGGUACUGUAGUCGUGAAGGAUAUUUUGUGUGAAGGAAGCUUAGCAAAUGAUACAUUCUUUGUUCGAGAGGUACUCAGUGCUAAUCAGGAGAAGUUUGACCUUGGUGAGUUGAUGUUGUCCUUGUGCUAUCUUCCAACCGCUGGGCGCCUUACAUUAACGGUCGUCAAGGCUCGGAACCUGAAAGCCAUGGACAUUACAGGGGCGUCAGAUCCAUAUGUGAAAAUCUCGCUGAUGUGUCAAGGUAAGCGAAUCAAGAAACGGAAGACGUCAGUCAAGAAGAGCACACUCAACCCAGUCUAUAACGAGGCUCUGGUGUUCGACGUUCCACAGGAAAACGUGGAUGACGUGUAUUUGGUGGUCAAAGUUAUUGAUUACGAUAGAAUAGGAAGCAAUGAGGUGAUGGGAUGCUGUGCUUUAGGGCCUAAAUACAUCGGGCUCGGGAGAGACCACUGGUUCGAGAUGUUGGAGAGUCCACGUAAGCCAGUAGCUCAAUGGUACACGCUCCAGGAACACGUGCCCUUUUGCACGAACGAAAAUAGCAUGGGCAAAUGCAGACUGAACUGUCAAGGCCAGUCUCGACAAUCAACUGUGGAAUCUAGCGAAGGGAGCGUGUAUGGAUAAAAAAAGAGGAAAACUGAGAGAAAGUCUUUCUCUACAAAAAAACACCCGAAAACCUUUCAUGGUUAUUCUACAGUUAUGUAUGUCUUGCUCCAUUUGUAAACCAUUGCUUUGUAUUUGUCAAUCGAUAUCUGCAGCAGAUUCACGUUCAUGAAAUGAGAAAUUGUUUUGAGAAACAAAGAUAAAUAGUUUUUGCGUGAUGUGAAUCUGAAAUGAAAAUGCCUGUGUGCUGUAUUGAAGCCAGUAUGUAUGGAGAACCUUCGUAUUUAUGAACUCUUUGUUCUGCGCUGAAGAACAAGGUAUGGCAGGACUCCCGCCUGACGUCAAAAUCAAAACAAAUUUAAUACGGAGAUGACUGUGUUCAUACAACAAAAUAGGACUUUUAAAAAGAACAUCUUCAUAAAUCAUUUUAGAAUAUGAAAUUCGUGAAAUGUCAAAGUGAAAAGAUUUGGAGAUAUCGUAAAAAGUAUACUUUUUGUUGUAGAGAAUUGAAUUCCAACAGCGAUUUGUUAAUGAAAAAAAAAAUGUUUCUGAAAUAGGAGAUUAGUUGCUUAAUCGUCUUGUGAAUAUUUUCACUUUUCGUACUUAAGGUGCUUCGUCCCACCGUGAGACUUUUCUUAUAGCAUUAUCCGGUGUAGAAUAAAGCUUGUAGAUCUGACCAACAUUCUUGAAUUUCCUUAUUCAUAAUUUAUCAUGGCCAACGUUGAAAGUAUCUCUCUGGAGCUCAUCUUUCUUAUGUCAGAAUAUGAUAAAUACAUGUUCAUAAUACAUCAUAAUGGCUAUUUGUUUUCGAAAGUCAAAAGUACUUUUACAUAAAGUAUAAAAAAAAAUAAUUGAAUAUUGGGAAAUUGUUUAAAUCUGUAAGGUUUAACCUCCAUGUGACUUUAUGUUAAUUUAUGGUUUACUUAAAAUGAAUAUUCAUUUUAAGCCAGGCAGCUUGUGAAAUAUUGCUUUCACCUCUCCCCCUCGAUGAGGAAGUGAAAUUAGUCUCUUCUCUUGCCUUGUUCUUGACUUGGUUUAUGAAACGAUAUCAUGAUGUAAUUGUUAUAUAUCAUAUAUAUUUUAUUCGAUUACCCGUUAUAUUUUUAUUCGAUUAUCCAUCAAUAUUUUUCGACAAAAAUGAUAUCAAUUGUUAUAAUUAUUUGUUUACAUGUAAAUAGUUAUAUAUUAAUGUUUUUUGCGACUUCAGCAAUUGAUAAGCAAUAAUUAUUUAUUUUCCAUGUUUUGAGAGGAUUGACGUUGCUUGAAAUAUACUUCAUAUUUAAAAUAAACAAAGAGUACUGAUGAAAACGACCAGGACGAUUGAAUUUCCUUCAGCUAAUGACUAGAAUGAAUACGAGAAUCAUUUCUUCGUGUAUGAUAGUAUAUACAUAUAAAUAUUAUAUUGUUGUGUUUAUGAAAGUGUCUUACGAUUGUUACAUGUGUGAAAUGAAUUUCCAGAUUUUUAAACGUUUUGCCAUUUAAUUAUUACUAAUUUCAUGACCUAUAUCUUUUUAUUGUAUAUUCAUGUCUGUUAAUAUUUAAAAUUAAAUAUUUCAAUAUUU
This is a messenger RNA of Ostrea edulis (European flat oyster), 3432 nucleotides long. RefSeq names its product synaptotagmin-6-like. The coding region runs from base 491 to 1891 and encodes 466 amino acids. The record is from RefSeq and is a predicted model, not a curated record. The transcript has 5 exons. Gene Ontology annotation, biological process: regulation of calcium ion-dependent exocytosis; regulation of dopamine secretion; calcium-ion regulated exocytosis. Gene Ontology annotation, molecular function: SNARE binding; phosphatidylserine binding; calcium ion binding. Gene Ontology annotation, cellular component: membrane. NCBI's taxonomy places the organism in Eukaryota, Metazoa, Mollusca, Bivalvia, Ostreida, Ostreidae.